AUGGAAGGGGCCCAUCGUAGCGAGGCACAUCAUAGCGAGACCCAUUAUAGCGAGGCCCAUCCUAGCGAGUCCCAUCAUAGCGAGGCCCAUCCUAGCGAGACCCAUCAGAGUGAGGCCCAUCCUAGCGAGACCCCUCAGAGUGAGGCCCAUCCUAGCGAGGCCCAUCCUAGCGAGACCCAUCCUAGCGAGACCCAUCCUAGCGAGUCCCAUCCUAGCGAGUCCCAUCAGAGUGAGGCCCAUCCUAGCGAGGCCCAUCCUAGCGAGUCCCAUCCUAGCGAGACCCAUCAGAGUGAGGCCCAUCCUAGCGAGGCCCAUCCUAGCGAGUCCCAUCCUAGCGAGUCCCAUCCUAGCGAGACCCAUCCUAGCGAGUCCCAUCAGAGCGAGGCCCAUCCUAGCGAGGCCCAUCAGAGUGAGGCCCAUCCUAGCGAGACCCAUCCUAGCGAGACCCAUCCUAGCGAGACCCAUCAGAGUGAGGCCUAUCGUAGCGAGACCCAUCCUAGCGAGACCCAUCAGAGUGAGGCCCAUCCUAGCGAGACCCAUCCUAGCGAGACCCAUCAGAGUGAGGCCCAUCCUAGCGAGACCCAUCCUAGCGAGACCCAUCAGAGUGAGGCCCAUCCUAGCGAGACCCAUCCUAGCGAGACCCAUCAGAGUGAGGCCCAUCCUAGCGAGGCCCAUCCUAGCGAGACCCAUCCUAGCGAGACCCAUCCUAGCGAGUCCCAUCCUAGCGAGUCCCAUCCUAGCGAGUCCCAUCAGAGUGAGGCCUAUCCUAGCGAGACCCAUCCUAGCGAGACCCAUCCUAGCGAGACCCAUCCUAGUGAGGCCCAUCCUAGCGAGUCCCAUCAUAGCGAGGCCCAUACUUAG
Molecule: messenger RNA, 861 nt
Organism: Coregonus clupeaformis (lake whitefish)
Lineage: Eukaryota; Metazoa; Chordata; Actinopteri; Salmoniformes; Salmonidae
Product: histidine-rich glycoprotein-like
Exons: 3
Coding region: 1-861 (286 amino acids)
Source: RefSeq, a predicted model, not a curated record